This is a messenger RNA of Hymenoscyphus albidus, 1915 nucleotides long. The record is from the annotation of a GenBank genome assembly. Lineage: Eukaryota; Fungi; Ascomycota; Leotiomycetes; Helotiales; Helotiaceae.
CCUUGCUCUGAACCAUAGCAUUAUAAGCCGCCUUACUAGCAAAAGUAUCCCGUUUCUCCUUAUCCAGAGCCCCCUCCCACUCCGUCAAGACCAUAGUAAAAUACGAAGCCAACUGUCUGAACAAGAAUUUCCGUCCCUCAGCAUCCUUGGGCAGUUGAUCGACCUUCAUAUCUCUCUCCUCCACCAACUCCAAAGACGUAGGAAUAGGGCCUGUCGUCAUAACGAUCCCCAACUUCCUAUACCUCCUCACCUUCUGCCUAUGAUUCUCCCCAAACAACUUUACAGGCUGCCCCAUCUCCCUCAACUUCUCCACCAACUCUUCCUCCUUAAUGUAAUCCUCUUCUACCUCCUCUUCUGCCUCCUUAACCAACUCCGGCAACCCCAGUUUCUUCCUGCGCGAUGCUUCCUCUUCAGCUUCUCUAGCUUCUCGCCGUAUCCUUGAUUCCUCCGCCAGCUUGGCUCGUUUGAUUUCACGCGCGCGAUUGGCCUCUAAUUCUUCCUCUUCGCGUUUUCGUUUUUGGAGGUGCUUUGCAUUCUUUUCUUCUUCAAUUCGGCGCUGUUCUGCGGCGUAUUCAGCCUGUCGCUCUGCUUCAACUUCUGCGCGCUUCAUAUACUUCUUCUUGGGCGCAUCGGCUGCUGCGGUAUUUGGUCGCGAUUUCGAGAUCGCAUUCGACAUGAGAGAUGCGAAGUCCAUGAUUGCGAGUUUGUUGCGCAUGCAACAAUUGCUUUGUGUUGUGGAAGAGAGUGUUGCGUUGGAUGGUGUAUUUGAGGUUGUGAAGAGGCAGAUGGGUUAGUGAUGGCCACUGUAUGAGGUCCGUAACGACAAUCCGAAAUUCACCAAGUCGCUUUCAACAACUCUAUUCGCUGGUCAGUUGAAAGAGGACGUGUUUUAAUUGAAACAGGGAAAGUUGUUGAUCUUGUCAACCUUUAAUCGCAGCAAGGCCAACUGAAAGCUCUUGGCAAGGCGCAACCCAAUAUUUCCAAAGCAUCAACUUUUUGCGCCAACUCUCUCCAACGAUUCUUCCCCCAUCAGUGUUUCCAUAAUACCCAAGAUCUGACUCCAAUUACCACUAUGGCAACCUCACCGAUCAAGGUCGACCGACAGGCUACAACUCCUUUCCAUCUUAAGUUGUUCUACAGAAAUGGCGGUUUUCACAGGUAAACAACUCUCAGCCUUGCGUUCACCAUGUACGCAAAAGACUAACAAUCAACCAGACUCGACGAAUUCACACCAAAUGCCGAUCUACCUCCACACCUCCAAAUAUACACAUGGCAAACCUGUACCCUGCGCGAACUCUCUCACUUCCUUACCAGCGCCCUUCCCUCUCUACUUCCCGACCCAGCAAUCGGCACUCGUCUAGCAUUCCGAUUGAUCUUCCCUGACACACGGAACUCAGGAGCCAGCUCAGGAAUCGGACGCUACAUGAUGAAGGAAUUGGGUAGUAUAGUGAUUGGGGACGGUGGACCAGGCAUCUUACCAGAUGAGGACGAGGCUGAGAUUGUUGCUGAUGGACAGAUGAGUGGUCCUUUGAGUGGUGAGCCCGACAAGACUUUACAGGAUGCGAGGUUUGUGAUUGGGGAUUAUGUUUCUUGUGCUAUUCUACCGCCGCUGGAGAAUGGAAGUGUGGCUCCACCGCCGGGAAAUGCAUCAAGAGGGGGUUUGGGAGGGAGGAGAGGUAUGGGAGAUUUUGGUCCUAGGGGUGGAUUUGGGGGGCCUAGAGAGAAUGGAUUCAAUGUUAGAGGGAGGGGUGGUUCUAAAGGGGGAAAUUUUGGGCAAGGAAUGGUUCCUUCUGGUGAGUGGAGGAGAGGUGAGAGAGUACCCGAGGGACCUUCAGGCGGAGGUGGAAGAGGUCGAGGUUAUGGUGGUGGGGGUUAUGGGGGAGGAUUUGGUGGAGGGGGGAGGGGUAGAUGGUAA